Molecule: messenger RNA, 1637 nt
Organism: Physcomitrium patens
Lineage: Eukaryota; Viridiplantae; Streptophyta; Bryopsida; Funariales; Funariaceae
Source: RefSeq, a predicted model, not a curated record
CAUGCAGCUCCGCGGUGGAAGCCUUACAAAUCUGUCCACAGCCCUCCCUCCAUUCCUUCAUGUGCGCCAUCCGUCGCAGUUCUAUCUGAGCGUUCUGUGUGCAAUAGGUUCCAAUGUUCAAUCCCGUCAGAGCGAGGGCCUUCUGAAUUGAUGUGUGCGCAUGAUGCCUCAGGGAGCACUUCGGUGACGGGCAAGGACUGAGCAGCGAAUAAUUGCCGUGCGAGUAGGGCUGUGCUGGUAGUGUGCAUGAAUUCGGGACAGGUUCCAGGGCAGAAUGAGGAUUCAAGGGAACAACGGCAAUGUAGAGAUCACAUGUAAUGGGACUGUGCUUACCCGGAGAGGAGCGUUGACUGGUCUGAGUUUGAGCGCAGCAGCAGUGGCAGCUCUGGCGUUCUGUUCGGAGGAUACAUCCGCCUUUGAACAGACUUCCUUACCUGGUCGCAUUCCUGGACUUUCCGAGCCGUAUUCUAAUGGAUUGUGGACAUACGGUGAUUCAUGGAAAGCUGCAAGGCGGGGCAAAAAACUAUUAUUGGCUGGGCAUGAGGUUGGCUCAAAGCAAAUUAUUAUAAUGAUACUAGACGAGGGAUUCUCGCAAGUACUGCCGUCCAUUGCGGAUCUUGGAGGAUCGAAGAUUGAUCUUGGAUUUAGAAUGCUUGGGAAGGUGGCAUCCGCAUGGGAUAGCACCCGUCUCAUCUUUCUCUAGCUGACGUCAGUGGAAGACAAACGCUUCGGAGUUGAAACAGACCAUGAAAUCCUGCAGAAUCGAUUAAAAUGAGGUCUAACUUAUAAUUGUUUUAGUGGUCUCUUCGUUUGUAUAUUCCUUAAGAUUAGAUACGUGGAAACCGAACUCUGUUUAUCUAAUUCCCUGCAAAUGUGAGGAAAUCCGACGUGUUUUCCCUGUAAAAUAGCAAGAAUAGCAUCCGACGCUCAUCAAUACAGGCGAUUUUUAAUUGUACAAUAAUUUAAUGUGCCUUUGAACCAUACUAAAUGUUUUAAGCAUGCAGCGAGAAACAAACAACCGGAUUUGGCUUUGAAUCGGAGUUGUGAAAUGCUUAGCUGUCUAGUUUGAUUUACUGCAGCCGUCAAUCAAACUAAAUGUUUUGAUGCUCAAGUCAUUCAGUAAGAUGGAAGGGUAGAAGCUCGCAUGAAAGAAGCUCGUUGUCCGCAGUGUGUGUUCGUAAAAACACAUACAAACAUGUAAAAAAGUGAUACUGUUCUAAGCGAAGCAUGCUUAUUGCAAGUGACUUAGGAUCAAUUUCUGCAUGUGGCAUGAUGAGUUGCACGCAGGGUGUGUCCUAAAAUUUCUACCGUCAGCACUGGCGAGCUAAUGCAGAGAACGGAAAUUCAGCUUUUCAAUUGCCAAAGACAGAACCUCUGGUCUUCAUAAACUACUCCGCGAUUUACACCGCAAACCACAGUUUAUGACAGUGUGUGCUAGAGAAGGUUAAGGCUUGAUUAGUAUGUUAGAGAAGGAUUAAGCGAACAAUUUAAUGCACUGAAAUGACGGAUUCAACACCAAUGAUUUUUGAUGGGGUGCCAUUUUGUGCAGGGUUUGAUGCAAGCGAGUUGAUUGCAAAUUUGGAAUCGAUUAUCACAGUUUUGUCCUCUGCAAAGUCCUCGCAUUAUGUCUAAGUUCC